Messenger RNA from Calidris pugnax (ruff), 4531 nucleotides. RefSeq names its product ring finger protein 170 (gene RNF170). Lineage: Eukaryota; Metazoa; Chordata; Aves; Charadriiformes; Scolopacidae. The coding region runs from base 413 to 1186 and encodes 257 amino acids. The record is from RefSeq and is a predicted model, not a curated record. Gene Ontology annotation, molecular function: ubiquitin protein ligase activity. The transcript is spliced from 8 exons.
GCGCCGUGGGCGUCCGCAGCGUCGUUCGCGUCUCUUCCGGUCUGGCCUGGUCCUGUUUGGUGGCUUGUAACCCCGCUGCCGGAGGUGGCAGCGAGCGGAGGCUGGCGCUGAGGGCCGCGGAGGCCUUUGUAACGCCGCCGGGUGUCCGUCCGCACCCCCGCCGCGGCCAGGCGUGCUGAAGGGGCUGCAGCCCUCCGCGGGGUCGUGUCGCCGGUGGCGGGUGGGAGCUGGUUAAGGAGGGUCUCUGGCAGGGUCGGGAGGGACCUGCAGCAGCACCCCGAGCCCCGGCUGUCCCUGGCUUCGGUAGCGUGGGCUUGUGAGGACGCUGCACCAACGUUCUCUUGCUAGAAAAAAUGUACCUCAGAGACUGCUGACCUCAGACCUUGCAGAGACCUGCUUCACCAGAGCUGUGAUGGCCAGUCACCAAGCAGAAGUCCAGAGUUUGAAGCUAGAUAAUGAUUCAGUUAUUGAAGGAAUAAGUGACCAGGUACUGGUGGCAGUUGUGCUCAGUUUCACUUUCAUUGCUGCUCUGGUAUAUACACUUUUAAGAAAUGAACAUCAGAACAUACACCCAGAAAAUCAAGAGCUAGUGCGGGCUCUUCGUCAGCAGCUUCAAACUGAGCAGCAGGAUGCUUCUGCUGGUGAUAGACAUCGCUUCUAUACAGAUAUGUCCUGUCCAGUGUGUUUGCAACAGGCUACGUUCCCUAUAGAAACAAACUGUGGACAUCUUUUCUGUGGUUCCUGCAUUAUUGCCUACUGGAGGUACGGCUCAUGGCUUGGUGCCAUCCGUUGUCCAAUCUGCAGACAAACGGUAACAUUGUUUUUACCACUCUUUGGUGAAGAUCAGCAGGAUGCAACCCAAGUACUUCAAGAUGUUAAUGAUUACAAUCGGAGAUUCUCAGGACAGCCCAGAUCUAUUAUGGAAAGAAUUAUGGAUCUGCCCACUUUGUUGCGGCAUGCUUUCAGGGAGAUGUUUUCUGUUGGGGGCCUCUUCUGGAUGUUUCGCAUCAGAAUAUUCCUCUGCUUGCUUGGAGCCUUGCUCUACCUGGCUUCACCUCUGGAUUUUCUUCCUGAAGCCCUCUUUGGAAUUCUGGGGUUCUUGGAUGAUUUCUUUGUCAUUUUCCUUCUGCUGAUAUAUAUUUCUAUCAUGUACCGAGAAGUGGUAACACAGCGGCUGAAUAGAUGAAAUGGAUGAAAAUGACCCAAAUGCAGAGGCAGCUGUGGAAUGUUUUAAAAGGAGAACUAUAACAGAAGUAUGAUAUAAUAAGGCACCUGUGUACAGUUUCAGUAGUUAACAAUUCCAUAGCUGGCCAUCUUAUACAAAUACAAAGGGUUAGUAUGUGGUGAUGUUUAACUGGAAUCUUUAAUUUGUGUAUUACAUACACUUCAUGAGGAUGAGGUUAGUUUUAUAAUGUAAUAAACAACCUUCAUCUACUUCCACCUGAUGAACAACUGCAUGUAAUCAAAGCAGAAAACACCUUUUCCGGUGUGUGGUUUGGAAAAAGGAGUUCUAAUAAAGGACUUCUAAUAAAAAUUCCCUUUUGGUAAUCUAGACGUGUAUAAGGAAGUUCAGAAAUUCUCCACAGUCCAGUUAUCACAACUAAGUUGUUUAAUGUCUCCCUGUUGUGGGCUAGAGUUUUUUAAAACCUAAGUAGCUUUGUGUGUCUCUAUGGAAGAAGAAACCCAAGGACCACAUUACAAUUAUCACCCUGUAGUUUGCUGUUGUCCACAUGUGUCACAAAACCAAGGAGAACAGCUCAAUAUUGCUUGAACAGCACUAUGUACAGCUGCAUGAAAUUCAUACAAUUUUAUUUUUCUAUUUGGGAAUAUACACACAGUAUCUGAUCUAGAUAGAGAAACCGGUAUUAUGCACGCCAGACUGGUUAGUGCUCUAUUUUUAAACAGGAGCAUGUUUUUUCUCCUCAGGCUUAUUUAUUUGGUAGAUAUGUAUCUUGGAAUCGGGGAUUUGGGCUGCUUUGGAUCAAUGCAAUGUAUCUGAAGGGAGCAUUUGCAUUCCUUUAGUUGCAUUAAAGCAUUGAGCCAAUGGGGAGAACCCUCAAGUUUUAGGUAGUGGUUGAAGAAAAGAAGUCAGAACUGGAUGUUUAUAGUACAGAACUUUACCUGAAUGUACAUCCUGCAAUACAUGUGUUAAGCAGCUUAGGUGUUGGGGCAUUUGAUUUUCAGUUGGAGUUCUUUUUUUGGUUGGUUGGUUGAUUUGAUUGUGGCUAGAGGGUGUUCUGAAUUACUUGAAAAAGAUGUCAUAAGGGACCACAAAAAAACCUGGAAAUAACAAGGGAAUAAUUAUCCCUAAAGCUGAUUUGGUUGGGAUUUUUUUUCAUGCUGAAUUUGAAUAUAGGCUAUCAUAGCUACAGAAAUAAUUUGAAAAUAUUUUCAUUUUAAGAAAUGAAUGCCACUGGAAAGGUCAAGGACAUGAUAGACCUAUGUACUUUUUAACUAGAAGAAUGAUAAUUGCCAUUUUAUUUAAACUUCCUGAGUACUUGAAACACAGUGAUUAGACAGGUGAUUCUUUGUGUGUUUACAUAUAUGGGAUGAGACUUACGAUUAAAGGAACUUUUUUACAACGUCUGUGUUUUGCCCAUGCAGGCGUCUUUCCAUGCCUUCUAGCAACUGGGCCUGUGCAGGAAGAUCAUAGAGCUGGCACCUGACAUGUCAGUGGUUGGGGUGGAGAUUGUCCUUCGGUGUCAGUGUUUUAAAAUGACAUUCAUUUAAAAGUAAAUUCACUGAUUUGCCAUCUGAAAAUUUGCUUUUGAAAAUCCAAAGAUGUAUUUCAAAUUAACUGAAAAGCCAAAUUUUUCCGUGUUGCUGUUUGUUAGAGAUGGGCAAGAGGAGAAACAGGAAGUGAAACAAGGGUGGGAGGAGGAGAGCAAGACAGAAAAUUAUCUUUUUUGGAAGUGAAUGCUAUUUGUUUUUGCAAACUAACUGUUUUUGAGUGUCUCAGUUCAGCUUUUCCCUUUCUGUUGGCAUUGCUAAUGUAUGGUGAUGGUUAGUGGCUACCUCAGUUAAAAGUCAUUAAGGUAUUAUUGAAUAAGCAUAGGAUAUUCAUAAACUUUUAGGUAUAUUUAGAAAGCAAGAUAGUAGUUAGGAUGUUAGGUAAAACAGGAUUUUGCAGUUUUGCUUUAAGCACUGUUUUGGUUUGGGGUUUUUUUCCCCAAGAGAUCCAGCUGAGAGCAAACUCCAAAAAAGUAUUUUUAAUUAGUAAAUUUAAGACCCCUUUUCUCCUGGAGUUUAACUUGGGUGUUUGCUUAGAGAAGAGAAUGAACUGCUGUUGUAGAACAACUGGAGUCUGUUCAUAGAAUCUGUUGAUGUGGUACCUCCUCCAUAUGUUUAUCCUAUGACUGUGUGUAUACUUUUUCCCAUGACUCUCUAAAUCCAGAGUGGAUAUAGAUGUACAUGAAGCUGCUUACUGAUUUGUUUUUAUUGAGCUCCCAAAUUCCACAUGCUACUGUGAAGUUUAUGCAGAAAUACCCAUCUAAGGGCUCUGCUCCCGAGGUCAUGUACAAGCCAUAUCUGAGUAGCUAUGUAAAACUUACCUGUGUUCUGCUUCUUCCUUCACUAAAUUUCUGCUAGCCAGAAGGGUUUCCCUUGGAGGCUUCUGCUUACCUUUGAAUACUGAGUAACAUUGUAAGCACAAAAUCAACACAUGAAAUGCUUGACAGAAUUAGGACCAUCCUUCCUUUUCGCCAAUGUGUGUGCUUGCUUGUGGAGACUUCCUUUUGCUCCUGCAAGCCACUGAUAAACAGUAUUACGACUUGCUUAGGCCUUUCUGUGGACAGCUGUAAUGUGAAGAUGCAUCUGUCCUGCGGCAUCUGGCUGCUGCUUCUUUACACAGAUCUGAACUAGCUGUAAGUUAGCUACCUUGGGUACUUAGCUUGAGCUUAACUUAAGCUCCAGAGCUCCCAAGAAGCUGGUGAUCAAUACACAAGCACGUAGUAGUAUUCCUGAGCUGUGGCAGCCGUGCUAAAGGUGAGUGCUAAGCACUGGCUUCAGAAUGUGAAGGAAAUAUGUGAUGCUGUGUGGAAACCGACUGCAAACAUCGCUGUGGUUUUGUCUCCUGAAAUGGGGCAGCCGUGUUACUAAUGGGGGAAAGGAAAAAAAGGAAAACUUUAGCAGCAAAGAAGAGGUACAGGGAAUAAGUACAGUUCUUUCUUAAAGAUCCUUACUUUUUCACCAAAAACUGUGUGGAAUAUUUGAUUGUUCCAGCAAUAUUAACAAAGGGGAAAACUAAAGUUAUACUUAAUAGCUCUUACAGAAUAACUUGUAGCAUCUUGCUGCCUAAUGAUAAUCGUUAUGACAAGUGCUGUAUAGGGCAAUCUUUCUGUGUUGUGUGUGUCCCACACCAUUGAAGUCUAUGAGGGUGAGGCAGAGUGGUGUGAUUUGGGGAUACAGUUUUGCUAUAGGUUUCAUAGAACUGUAGCAGUGACCUGUGUGUUACACUAGAUUUUUAAGACAAAAGGAUUUAAAACUACUUGUUGUUACUUUUAAUGAUAAUAAAUUGCUAAUUAAAGUAAGA